Molecule: messenger RNA, 7796 nt
Organism: Spirometra erinaceieuropaei
Lineage: Eukaryota; Metazoa; Platyhelminthes; Cestoda; Diphyllobothriidea; Diphyllobothriidae
Source: the annotation of a GenBank genome assembly
AUGACCACCACCACCACCACCACCACCACCACCACCACCACCACCACCACCACCACCACCACCACCACCACCAUCACCACCACCACCACCACCACCACCACCAACAACAACAACAACAACAACAACAAUUGUGGGCGACAGGGGUCCGGUGUACGGGAUGGCUGCCGGCAACCGGGUUUGCCACUGCACCCCGAAAUGUUAGCAUUCUUUAUGGUAUGCAAUGCGAAAACGCCUGUCAGAGUCCGAUAUGGCCCCGGUAUUGGCCCGACGCAUCUACCACAUGGUCCGUUUGGGGGGGGGUGCGAAAUAGGCAGAAUAACACUGUUCACAAAGACAAAGGAGACUGGGAUGGUCGUUUCUAGCUUUUUAACCGUUACCAGCCAACCAUACUCAACCCUAGGUCUUGCGACCCCUGUGGCCCGACACCGCGACCUGUUGGUUGGAAGUCCAGCCCCCUAACCACUGAGCCACGGGUUCAUUGUCCUGUCCGCUGCGGUCGGGUAUAUUACCGACGGUAGAGGGACUUUGAACGGCCGAGUUAGGGAACUCACUCGCCAUGAGUUUGAGCCCUGCAGUCGCAUACCUAGGGGUUGAGUUGGGCCAGCCAGUGACGGUUAGCGGGCCAGAAAUGUCCAUUCCAAUCUAUCUUGUUUUUGUCCGCAAUGUUAUUAUGCUGCUAAUUUUGACGUUUUAAGUACUUAGGCGAGGGUGAGAUGGGAAACUAUCAAGGCAUGGUAUUUGAGCGAACCUUUAUGACAGUCAGAGCGGUUUAAUGCGAAAUGACUAGAAGGCCCAACCUCAUAACUGUCUGCAGUGCAUUUUAAAUCCAGGCUCAUCUUGUGAGUAGAAAAUAUGGGAGUCCCAAAUGUUGCUCUAUCGACGGCGCUUUCAGGUAUCUCCCAGCACUUAAGUAGUCGGUAGUUCCGGUCCAUCACAGAGUGCACUCUUUCUGGUUGACGGACUCCGUACACCCAUGACUUGUAUUGCGAAAAAAAAAUACAAGCAACCUCCGUAAAACCUCAUCUAACUAUAACCUCAGCAGAUGGGAAUUCUAAAUAAAGUUAAAAUGAGCUUAGACAACACUGUUUCCUGCGCACACCCGGACGUCAAUUUGUCCUCCCUAAAAACUGGGUUUCACCACGCGGUCACAAGCUGGGUUUAGAAGCGAGACCUUAUUGGAAGACAGCUAGUUCCUGCAGCAUCCCAGAACGCCAUAUUUUAAACACUAAUUGGCAGUUUGUCCUGUCGACAGGCAGGCUGCCCUCUGUGCUGCAAAUGCCACUUUCACUUAAAUAACGCUACCAAAUGACCUUAUCUCGGCAAAAUACUUUUCCCAGAUGCUGCGCACGCCUGCACUUUAAUCAAACGCACCUUUGUUGCGAGCUGUGUACUGUUCCUGCUUUCUGACCGUGGAGGCAUUUGCCAAGUGCAAUUUAAAGUGAACAUCCGUUGUGGCAGUUUUUGCGGGCCUGAAUGCGAACGAUGCGACACGAAGUGUUGCUUCGGAAGUCAGCCGAAUCAGCUCGACAACGCAAAAGGGAAUCAGUCAACUGUCCGGAGAAGCUUCGGACGUUUAAUUUUCUGUCAGAAUCGUCCAGAAUGACUGCGGGGAGUUGACCGCGGACAAAAUUGGCAGAGAGAAAGACAGGCGCCCUAUCUACUCCGCUGUCCAGAUUUCCUGUUUGGAUUAGUUUGGUACACAGUGACUGCGAUGUUUGAACGUGACAGUCUCCAAGCUAGACAAAAAGUGUUAUGUAGCAGUGAUGAGAGAAAGUUUUCGUUAAGGGACGAAACUGCCCACAGGCAAGACUGUGUUCAGCAUAGCAUUGUUGACAAAGACAAGGGAGAUUGGAAUGGCCACUCCUGGCUUAUUAGCCAUCGUCAGUCAGUCGUACCCAACGCCGAAGUGUGGAACACCUGGGACGCCACCUCGCGACCUAUUGCUUAGAAGCGUAACGCCUCUAACCACUGAACCAUUGGCUCGUUGUCCUGUCGGUCGCGAUCGGGAAUAUACAAGGGCUCUCACUGAUCGUUUUACGGGAUUCACUCGUCCCCGUUUUACCUUAGGGACAACUGUACACUCGAAAGAAGGGUAUUAUUCGGUUUUAGGAAAGUUUAUAUCGGUGAGAUUUUUUUAAAACUGCGAAAUGGCCGUUCAUGAAACAUCGCGUCUUUUCAUUUACCAGUGUGGCUUGUAAAGUUAUCAAUAGGGCUUAAAUCAACUCCUAAAUAUUAUGAACCCCAUAUAGUCUCCUCUUUAUACCGUAGAGAAAUGUAUGGUUUUGCAUACGCGGAAAAUAUAGAGCUUGUGUUUUGGAAACCCUGAAUUCAAGUGCAACGACAGGUCGGGUUCAAACUUAUUCAGGAAUUGGAAUUCGAGUAUAAAAUUGGAAGAAGACAUCAUUUCCAACCGAAUGAGCAAAGGAAUGGCUUUUUUAUGCAUGUUUUCCAUGAAAUAUAAUUAAAUUUUUAAGGGUAUCGAAAAUCAAUGAAAAAAAUCAUGCUGCCUGAAUAGUCAUUUUUACAAAGUAUGGUAUUUGCAUGCAGCCGGAAAGAGUCUGUUAGAAAGCCGGUCUCCCGUGGUAACCGAAUCAUCAUAGAAUUGUACUGCGCGAUGAUAAAUUUCGUAACGCUACUUAAGUAAUAUUUCGGUACGAAAACGUAUUUCAGAAUUUUGAUUAACAUUUCAUGAGUUAGCACCCCUGCUGUACUUCCCCCCCCCUCCCCGAGAAAUAAUUUCCCAGGCCAUAAAUGGUACGAGUGAUUUCGUUAGACUGCAUCAUUUCCCCAUCAUUGUAUUUUUUAACUUCUUGCAAAUUAAAUUGUCGUCAUUCGAUAUCUUCGUGACACCUACCGCCUAGUCUUCCCACCCCACAUGAAAUCGCCUUGAAGUAGAAGUAGAAAAAUAGUGCAUUUGAUUAGGCACUCAGUCUCGCUUGCUGCUACUCUAAAGUUGAUCUGGCGCUUUGUUAAUUAACGCAUUUUUCCUCCUACCUCAAGCUGCUCGCCCUGAAUUUCUUGAUUUGGUUGAACUGAAAUACUGUCUGUAUACCUGACCGAGCGAGAGGAUCAGUCUUCUUCGCGCAUCCUUGCCCCUACUCACCAUUGGUAUGUUAUUAAGGUUGGAUUAAAUGUCCGGCAAGGCGUGAAACGGGCUGUCUACGCGGGCCACAAGCACGCGCGGUUGACGCAGCCUUGGCAACGUCCGGCUGAGGCGUGACCCCCACCCCCUUCUUGCUGACGACUGUUUGUCAGCUACAGUCAGUGACCAAUCUCAUGAAAUGUCAACUGAAUCUCUGGAAUGCGGUUUCGGGUUAGAUGGUAGUUGGUAGCCCUCCCGGUACCAAAAACUCACAGCUACCUGACUUACGGGACCGGUGGUAAUAGGGGCUAUACGGGUGGGGUAAAUGAGUGGAGGCGUAAAUGGCGCUUGUAGGGAAUGCCUGGAAUUGACCAUCCUGAUAAAGUGAAAACCUAAUUUAAAUAAGGUGAAAAAUGCGAAGAAGGUAAACACUUCGGAUCUGACUGACGUAUGAGACGCCUUGCUGUUGUAGUCUGAAUCCAAGAGGUAGUAAGUGCGCGAUGUCGUAGGUGAAGUGCGCUCAGCUCAAACCCAGCAAUGUCGAGGCGCCCGGGGGGGUGCCGUAGGGCCUUAAACUGGAAGUGCAGGAAAGGAUCGCUAACUGGCCAUGGCGGUGUUUACAAGGCGUCACAGUUUUCAGCCAAACUCCUGCGACAAAAAACAACCGGGCUGUUCGUAAAGGCGGGGGUGGAGGGCAACACUCUGUCAAUACGACUGAUGCAGUGGAUGGAGUAUCGGUUGACACCCUAACUGCGAGUCGGAUGUCCUUUUGUACACGAUCGCACCGGACUCUACUGGAAGUCUGGAGUAAAAAGACCCAAGGAUGCAGGCAAACCGACGAAACGGAGACCCGCGCCAAUCCGCCUAGGAUAGUACCUAUGCAAUUAAUCUGAUGCAGGUAAUACUGUGCGCACAUGCAACUAGAAGCAUAAUGGGAAGCAUGAUGAAUUAUAAUCCGUUUGGGAUAAAUCGUUCGCCUUUUACUAAAGAUUUUCGUGUGGGGGUGCAAUACAAUGAGUCUAUAUAGACAGUCUUGCAGCGCCUCGUUCUCGGGGCGGUUAAAGAAAAGAAGAAAGUCAUCCUGACAGGGCCUCUGUGCGUGCACCCUCCAGACAUAAUGAGAACGUUAUCACAGAUACCGAAAUCGAGCCAGUAGGUACAAUUGUAGAAUCAGUGGGCAGGGCUACCAGCUACCAUCCUGCACGGUUUCGAUUAGGAAAGUCUACUUAGGUGAGGUUGUAAUGCUUACUCUCAUGCGUCAUAAUCUCGUAAUAUUUCAGACACGUCAGCGUGUUGGCACUCGAGCUCACCUCUUUUUGGCCGCCUCCAACCGUGAAAAGCUCGGCGCCUCGGUGGCAUUCGAACCCAUGCGGUAAGGGGAAGGCUUUAGUGCAGCCGACGCUCUAACCACUUGAGCUACGAGGCCUCGCCGGACGACGCGAGUGGUUCGAAUCCCAUCGAGGCGCCGAGAUUUUCACAGUUGGGUCAAUAUGACAUAUUCAAAAUCUGCCAAAAUAUCUAUGAAUUUCGUGAGCCUGGUAGUCAUCUUGCGGAUUCUAGGUGAAUUACUUAGGAAAUCCUGCUUGGACAGUCGACUUACUGUAUCAGAUUUGGUGGAUUCCAGACGUUUCAGUAGGUUGGGUGGGUAACCUGACCCAAAUGUGAUUAAACUCGCAUCAUCCGGCGGAGCCUCAUAGCUCAAGUGACUAGAGCGUUGGCUGUACUAAAGCCUUCCCCUUACCGCGUGGGUUCGAAUCCCACCGAGGCGCCGAGUUUUUCACAGUUGGGUCAACAUGACUUUUUCAAAAUCUACCAAAAUAUCUAUGGAUUACUUAAGUGGCAAGCACUUUUAUUGAUUUUUCGAUGCCUUUGCAGUUUCAAAUAUAUUUCAUGGAAAUCCUGCAGAGAAAUAUACUUUUGUGCCUAUUCCUUUAAAAACCUCGAGUUCUUUACAUUUUAAAACCGUGCGACGGGUAUCUUUCGACUUAAAGUUUGUAAUUAAGAGAUUCUUUUAGACCUUGAAACCUCAAUUCGUACAACAUCGUAUAUGUACGUUUAUUAAUUCUGCUUAAUAAAUAUACAUUAUAGUCCAAACUCGCUUCAAAAUGUAAUGAGCCCUAUAGGGUAUUUCCGUAAAGACGUAGAGGAAUGUAUUAUUUUUUUACAGUGCAAGUAUGAGACUUGUAGAAUGAAAAUCCCAGACACAAAUGCAAUAGCAGAUAGAACUCCAAAUAGUUCGGAGAUUCGGAAAUUUUCAAAAUGAAAGUGUCAUUUGCUCGGAUAGAAAAUAUGGAUAAAACGCAAAUCACUAAGAAACAAAAACACGAAAAAAUAUUUUUUGUACAGGCCUUCCAUAAAAUAUAUUUAAAUUUGCAAGGGCAUCGAAAAAUCGAUAGAAAAUGAAUACCACCUAGGAGGUCAUUCUUUACCGAUUGCGGUAUGUUAAGGCGGCCGCAAAAAGGUGCUCUCAAAAGCCGUCAUCCCGGGGUGUUUGAACUAUUAUGGCAUUAUACAGCAUGACAAUAAAUAUUAAAAGCCCACUCCAGAAAUCCUUGCCAAUCGAAAACACACUUCGGAAUUUUGGUUUGCAUUUCAUGGGAUAGACCACGACCCGUAAGUCUUGGUAGGGCUUCUGGGGUUAGGAUGGAAGUUGCGUAGUGAAUUAACCAAUCCAGUGCCACAGAGGAAGAUAAAUCGGUUUGGCUGGAAAGCGCAUUUUCCUGUUAUAAUGGUUCGGCAGUCACAUGAGAAAAUGCAACUGAACAUACGGUAUAUAUGCUAUCUCAUGCAGCGUUGACUGAAAUUCUGAAAUGUGUUUUAAUGCCAAAAGAUAACCUUUUCGGGGUUGUAGUAUUAAUUAUCAUGUCGCAUAAUGUUAGAAUAUUCCAUUCACGUCAGGAUGCCGACCUUCAAACUACCUUCUUAUCGAUCGCUUAUGUGAACUAAAUUGAGCAACAAUGGCUACUUAAGUAGCAUGCAUUUCCCCUUUAAUUUGCCGUAUCCUUAUAAAUUCAAGUAUAUUUUAUGGGAAAUAUGCGCAAAAAUAUUCAAUCUUAUACCAGUCUGGUAGCAAAUUACCUGAAGAAAAAGUACCUUUCGGUUUUAACAAACUUCCUUAAUUCUCGCACAAUUUUUCACUCGACCUGCCGUUACCCUUGCAUCUGAACUACAAGUUGUACACUUUUCGUGCGGUGAAAAUCAUUUAUCUCUUUAAGCUCUCGAGAAUGAGACACAUAGGGCUCAUAAAGUUUUAGUGGACGUGUCCCACGUUGUCCACAUUAUAAGCAGCAUUAAUAAAUUUACCGAUGCGGUGCCAUGUGAUUGGACAUUUCAUGCUCUUAAAAAUCUAAUUAUCAGACACCUUUUUUAAACCGAAUGCUACUUUUUAUUCAGGUAUGUAAUUUAAAGAGGGCGUAAUGUGCUGCCAAGUGCAUGAAAGAAAGAGCACUUUUGUGCAUGUUUUCGGAAAAAAUAUAUUUGGAUUUAUAAGGGCAUCGAAAAUUCAAGCAGAAAAAUCAUACUAAUUAAGUAGUCAUUUUUAACAAAGUGUAUUUUUUGUAGACGGUCGUAAAGGAGCUUGUUCGAAAGCCGACAUCCAGGCGCGACUUGGACAUCUACGUAUUGUAUAAUAAUAUAGUUACUAUUACAACCCUACUUAAGUAAGCUUUGCUAAUCAAAAACGUUUUUCAGGACUUCGAUAAACAUUUCAUGGGAUAGCACGUACGUAACAAUCUUCUUUUGGAUCCAUAGUUCGAUUUUGGAGGUGGGUAGACGAUUUUCCUCAGGACGUCAGUGUGAUCAUUCCUCGUGACUCGCUUCCGAUCUAGGAAUUAUCAAUACCGGGAGCGUGAGUGUAUGCAUGUCGUUUUUACACGAUGAGGGGGGAGGAAGAAAAACGAUAUCCUCGAUGUGGCGGUUGCUUUCCACGCAUGCCUUCAGGUCGACGCCAUGCCCACCUAGCCUUGCCAUCUUGAAUGCAUUUACCUUGUUCGUCUCCGCAACAAUACCUCCAAGGUCCUUGAGCAUGUUCACUCUCAGCAUCGAUACAAGAAGGGCGUGCAGAUAGUCUUUGAAGGAGCCGGAGACUGACACAAUCAUGGUAAAAUUCCUAGCGGAAAAAGACAAGUAGCAGUUGCCACCGUUCGAAAAGACGUCGGACUUUCCGAAGAGGUCACCCACUACAAAGAAAGAAACCGAUGCGUUGCCUCGUCCUCUCCCCUUUUCACUUCAUCUCGACGACCGCUUCAAGAGCACGUGCAUGCCCCUCCGACUGCGUUUAGCAGGCCUUCAUGCGUGAAGUAAGUUUAUCUAGGUUGAGGAUCCCAACAACCGCCUGCACCGCCUCCGGCAGCUUAUGCGGACACAUUCUCCGGUUCCGCCCAGGUCCUCCGCCUCUCCGUCUCAUCUCGAGAAGGACUUGGCAACUUGCUUUCACGUCAACCCUCGAUGUGAUCGAGUCCACUGGCCUCUGGAACCGCCCUCUGACGACCAAUUCCGGGUGCUCACUCGCGAACCGAAGGCGUUUCGCAUCCGAGGCGACAAUCGUGAGAAGGUCGUGAGUUCGGACCGCCUCAAAACUGCCGUCCAGGAAACUCCUCCGGAUGAGCCCUGUGGUCCCCUACUUUCUACUCCCUCACCUUCAGCGUCUAUUCCACCGUCCCGUAUUUCCCCUCCCCCCCCCCGCCUGUCCGCUACCCCCAACUGCCACCUCUAA